Messenger RNA from Ectocarpus sp. CCAP 1310/34, 2343 nucleotides. The record is from the annotation of a GenBank genome assembly. Lineage: Eukaryota; Phaeophyceae; Ectocarpales; Ectocarpaceae.
AUGCACAGACGCUUGGAAGUCAUUACCAACGAGCGGCAUCACAAUUCUGCGCUUCCUUCGCGGAUACUCCUUUUUAUUGCCCCAUGCAUACACCGUUCUCAGGACCUGAAAAACAAAUACACUCGGAGCGAUCUCGACAACCUCGCCGAGGAAGAGAAGCAAGCGUGGCUCGAGGUUCUCGACGAAAGAGAGGCUGAAGCAGCGGCGGCGGCAGUCACCGCAGCAGAGACGACCGGGGUGGCAAGGGGAGUGGAGAAUGGGGCGACAGAAGAGCGAGGUGUGGAGGUGGAGAAAGGGGAAGCAGACGCAGCGGCGUGCUCCUCCAACGAGCAAAUAAACCUCUCAGUUUCUGCACCAGAAGUGAGAGUGAGGGAGGCAGCCGCGGCCGCCGCGGCCCUUACCGGCGCUUCGAGCGGCCGAAAAUCGGGCUGGGACCUCUCCGGCGAGGGGGACACAGGGGUCAGGCCUCAGGCGAAACACACGCGCUUGUCGUACCUUGUUGAACCCGAAAGCGGCGGGGACGAUCGAGAAAGCGGUCGGGGCGGCGGUAGCGAUCUUCAAGCCGAACGGGGAAACAGAGCUCCGGCCGACGAUGGGGGUGGAGACUCACGUCGACAUAGCGGCAAGCGCGGAUCGGCCGUGGUCCCGAAUUGGAGAAAAGCCGCCGAGGAGGUGGAGACCCCAAACGAGCUCUGUGUAGGGGAUAUCGUCAGGGUCAGGCAAGCGCGGGACAAGGAGCUCAACGGCAUGUGGUUUGAGGGAGUUUUGGCCGCUAUUCACGACGAAUCUACCUUUGAGGUGGAGCUAGGUGGAGAUGACGAGGACGAAGAAGGCGGUGUGCAGUACAUCACGGUCGGAAUCGAUGACGUCGUCAGGGUUAUGCCGUGGUUUUGUAUUGAGGCAAGUCUCGUGGGAGACAUGGUGGAGUGCCAGCUGGAAGGGACAAUGAUGUGGCUUCGGGGGACAGUCGUCAACGUUCAUCUCGAGCAGGCGGUAUACGACGUGGCACUAGAGCCGGAGUGUGAGGAUGGGCAGGACGAUGGUCUCGCGACUUUCGGGGAAAAUGCCGUCGCAGGCGGUGGAGAGGACUGCGACAAGAAGCAAGGGGAGGCCUCUCCGAACACCAUGUAUAGGGUCCCGGAGUCCAGUAUUAGAAAGGUUGUCAGCGGUCGACAAGCCGCGGCUAAACGAUGGAAAAAGGUGAUUGUACAGUCUAGUCUACAUUCCUUAUGGAUGGACUUCAUGCAACCGAAAUAUUAACUUGUACCCCCGGUCGAUCCGAUACGAGUUGCAGGAGUGAAGCUACGAAUUUGUCUACAACGAAGACCCUUCAACAGGUUGUAGCAAGUACAAUCGCGCUCACACACUCAGUUGGGGUUGGAUACCACGGGGUACAGUACUCCAGAUUCCCAGGGCGAAAACCAACGAGUUGUAGGUGAUCACCGUGCCGUGAAGGAUGUCCCGUGGUGUUGGCGAAGAAUGAACGGCGCGACACUGGUUUAAUGUCUACCAAUGUGUCUGCGUUCAAUCCUAGCAUUGACAUUUCAUAAACGCCUUUCUUUGCUUCCCCCUCUAUCAGUCUCCUGUUCGAAUGGCCGAAGUAUCAGGCAGCAACGCAGCACCCAUUCGUGACACGUGCAGUAGACAACCUUGUACUUUGUACGUGACUCGAACGCUGCACCUGGGUGCUCCUUGACUCACCAAAUCGACCCACCCAUACCCACGAGACCAAUACCUGCAUAACAGGCAACGCGCUGACUGACUCGCUCGCCUACCGUUGGACCUGACGCUCCGGUGUGUUUUCCAGAUGUAUCUGGCGUCCUGCCUGACAUCCGCUAUGGGUAGGUUGAUCGGCGAUUUUCGGCGGAGUAAUUGAAUAUCUCAAAGUUUCACGGGAAAGAACCGGUAGCUAAUCCGGGCGUGUUACGCCAGCUCAUAGAUUAUUAUUGUUCGGGAAAUCCAUUCAUUGCGUGCCUGUUUUUCAGCCCAAGGCAAGACCCACGCUCGGGUUGCUGGGGCCGUUCCGCACAGACUACCGUAGGUUGCACAGAUUUCCCAGGCCCGUACAGUAAGUCGCAUAGUUUCACGGCGCCACCUGAUACUCCCACCCAAUAGCCAAGGGCAUGCAGGCCACGUAAGGCGUUCAAGUACCGACCUACGAUGUUGCGCCAGAGAGGGAUAGAACUGCGCCGCUCGUAUUGGCGAAUACCUGAUACCUGACACUGGAACACCGUCCCGGUGUGGGUCCGAGCAGGAAACCUCACCCAAACAAGUCUCGAUCGUCAGUCUAAACAGCAAAAAACAGUGUUGUCUGCCAACACCGGAACACAUCCGACGUAAAAC